This is a messenger RNA of Monodelphis domestica (gray short-tailed opossum), 12743 nucleotides long. It is a transcript of the gene PGAP1, whose product is annotated as post-GPI attachment to proteins inositol deacylase 1. Lineage: Eukaryota; Metazoa; Chordata; Mammalia; Didelphimorphia; Didelphidae. Gene Ontology annotation, cellular component: endoplasmic reticulum. The record is from RefSeq and is a predicted model, not a curated record. Gene Ontology annotation, molecular function: phosphatidylinositol deacylase activity. Gene Ontology annotation, biological process: GPI anchor metabolic process; endoplasmic reticulum to Golgi vesicle-mediated transport.
AUGCGUGCUGGCGCCGAACAGCCGCGGGGUCGGGCGGGCUGGCAGGCGGACAGACAGACAGGGGGUGUGGGCGCUGCGUGGGCGCGUGCGCAGACGCGUUUCUCCUGCCUGGUCUCCUAGCUGAGAGUCAAUCAGGUUGUAGGUUUCAGUCAGUCUGUCCUUCGCCGGGGCUCCGGGCCUUUGCGCUUGUUGCAAGAUGGUCUCCUUGGCCAAAGCCUGGACGGUUACGUUUUAUGGGGUUUUGGCGCUUAUGGUGGCCCUUGGGAUGUGGGAUGUAUUCUUUGGGUACGAGGAGAACAAGUGCAGCAUGAGCUAUAUGUUCGAAUAUCCGGAAUACCAGAAAAUCAACCUUCCGCACAAACUGACCAAACAGUAUCCAACUUAUGAGUUGUAUUUAUAUGGAGAAGGAAGCUAUGCCCAGGAAAACAAAAAUCUCAUGUUAACAGGGAUUCCAGUUCUUUUCCUUCCUGGUAAUGCUGGAAGUUAUAAACAAGUUCGUUCUCUUGGUUCUAUAGCACUCAGAAAAGCAGAAGACAUUGACUUCAAGUACCACUUUGAUUUUUUUAGUAUUAACUUCAAUGAAGAGCUAGUGGCACUAUAUGGUGGAAGUCUUAAGAAACAAACAAAAUUUGUUCAUGAAUGCAUUAAAAUAAUCCUUAAGCUCUAUGAGGGUCAGGAAUUUGCACCAAAAAGUGUUGCAAUUGUUGGUCAUUCUAUGGGUGGCCUUGUUGCAAGAGCAUUGCUUACAAUAAAAAAUUUUAAACCUGAACUGGUAAAUCUUCUGGUUACCCAAGCUACACCUCAUACUGCACCUGUAAUGUCAUUAGAUAGCUAUCUCACUGAUUUUUACAGAACAGUAAACAACUAUUGGAUACUGAAUUCUCAAGACAUAAAACUAAUCACUCUCUCUGUAGCUGGAGGAUUCCGAGAUUAUCAAGUUCGAUCAGGACUGGCUAGCCUAACAAGACUAAGUCAUGAGACCAAGACUUUAUCUGUUCUGACUUCAGCAAUACCUAGGACUUGGGCUUCAACAGACCAUCUCUCCAUUGUUUGGUGUAAACAAUUACAGUUGGCUACAAUUAGAGCUUUCUUUGAUCUUAUUGAUGAUGAUACUAAACAGAUAACUAUGAAACCCAAAAAGAAGAUGGCUGUUUUGAAUCACCACUUUGUUAAAAAUCCAGCAAAGCUUUUUGAGGAAACUCCUAACAUAAUUGCUGAUUUAACAGGGACAUCUAAAUGGGUUCCAGUGAAAGUAACAAAAUGGACCUUUAUGGCUUUUAACGAGUCCUAUGCAAUGUAUUUUGCAUUUCCUCUCUCAAAUCACAGAAAAACUUAUAGCCAUAUGUAUUGUCGGAACAGCAUGUUGGAUACACAUAGCUGGAUUUAUGGCUGUAUAAACAGUGUUUCUAUGUGCACUCAGGGUGUUGACUUAUCCUGGAAAAGUGAACUACUGCCAACAAUGAAGACUUUCAUGUUGAAGCUUCACGAUUAUCCAAAAUUGUCUCAUCUUGUUGUUUAUGUACCCUCUACUAAUGGAAAUAAGUUUGUUUUAGACUGUGAAUUUUUUCAAAUAGAAUUAAGAACUGUACAGCUUCCUGUAACUCAUCUCUUUUCUUUUGGGUUAACUUCAAGACAGAUCCAAUUAAAUUCAAAUGGCUUAUUCUACACUAUACCACUCCUGAACUUUGGACAGAUAUACCAAGCUUUCAAAAUCGAUAUAAAGAGCAAAUGCACAUCAACCAAAGUAGAAAAAGAUAAUGUUUUUAGACUCCAUAUACCUUGGUCCCAUGAAGACAUAAUGACUACUUCAAGAGCCCCAACUUCUACAGAAAUUCCUUUAAGACUUCAUGUUGCUCAACCAGAAAACGAUAGCCAUGUAGCUGUGUUACAUAUGUUUACAUCAUCAGAUUGUCGCUAUGAGGUAACAGUUAGGACUUCGUUUUUACAAAUUCUUGGACAGGUAAUUCGAUUCCAUGGUGGAGCUCUUCCAGCUUAUGUCAUGUCUAGUAUCCUCCUUACUUAUGGAGGACAGUUACAAUCCCUUAUUUCAACAGGCCAUUGUUUAGAUUAUACUAUUAUGUUGGAUAGAGAAGCCAAACCAUACAAAGUUGAUCCUUUCGUAAUUAUUAUGAAAUUCAUGUUGGGAUAUAACUGGUUUAAGCAAAUUUGGGAUAAUUUCUUCUUACCAGAAUUAGAUGCCAUUUUUCUGAAUACCCAAAGUAUGUGUUUUCCACUUGUAUCAUUGAUUCUCUUUCUAUUUGGAACCAGUAUUGCAUACUGGGGUGGCAUACUCUCAUCUUUAUCUGUGAGGCUUCUUUCUUCACUGUGGCUAACUUUCAACAGACCUUCUGAAAUCCCUAAAGACCCCAGGUUGAUAACAACAAGAUUAUCAUUUCUGAUAAUUCUUCUGCUAUUAAUUGGUUGGACAACUUGUGGAGCACUUGCAAUACUUCUCAUCUAUCUUUACUAUGUGUUUAAGAUUAUUAAGUUGUACUCCAGCUUAACAACAUUGAAAAAUAACCCUGACAUGAUUCCAAAUAUCUCUGAAAACAAUACAAAUAAUUCCAUUGGAAGAAGAGAGAAGAAUAAUGGAUCUCAACAAAACACUAAUUCAAAUGUACAUCCUUCAGAUGUACUUCCUAUAACUGCAGUCAUUGAUAAUGCUGAAGAUAAUUUUAAGAUGCAUCUUACUAUUGUUAAUUUAGUAAUAUGGAUUGUAUUACUCAGUAUGCCAUCUUUAGUUUAUUGGCUAAAGAACCUCAGGUAUUAUACUAGACUUAUUCCUGAUCCAUGUAAACAUCUGUCAUUUCUUCUUGUUCCAACUCUUGGAAUUCUUGGAAAUUCUGACAUUGUCUUAAUAAAGUCGAGUAAAAUUUUGAAGACUGCUGCACAGUUUCCAGUCCUAGUGGCCAUUGGUGUGGUUGCUUUUGGGUCAACACACUUAUACAGAGUGCCAUACUUUGUAGUCAUUCCUCUUAUACUCCAUAUGUUGUCUAAUAUUUGAAGUAAGAAAUAAUAGGGGUACUUUGGCUCUUCAGGAAGGUAAUCAGAAAGAAAAACACAGACCCAUCAACUUCGACUGCAAGAUCCUUUGGAGAAGACAAGUCUAUUUUUACAAUAUGAAAAUUCAAAAUUAGUUUUGUAACCCCGGAGGAAAGUAUUUGAGGCAUGGUUUUGUUUUUGUGUUGUGAUAUUUGUCUAUUGAUCAUUUUGAAAAGUGAACAUGAGGAGUUUAGUGGUCAAAAUCUUUCAAGAUUUCAAUUCCUGUGCAUACCAAUCUGUUUGGUUUGUGAUACUAGUAAUGCUUUUAUAGUCUAAAUUCAGUAGAUACAGCAUUGUUUGUAUUGACAUUGCAAGCAUUUUGCUCUUUCAUCCAGUUUUUCUACUGAAAUGUGUGUUCCUUUGUUUACUACAGUUUGUAUAUUGGGUAUUAAGUUUUAAAGAGGCAGAUGAAAUUCAUAAUAUCACAGUUCCUUCAGAAAACAAAAUAACCAGGAAUACUUUUUGAUCAGUUUUGAGAAACCACAUUUAUGAGGCAUAUUGUUAACAUUCUCUUAUGUCUACAAGGCUAUAUUCACUUUGAAUUUUUAUUGGCUUUCUAACAAGACUUUUUUCAGUAACCUUUUAAAAUCUAUUGUUAAAAACAUCAAGAGCUCAAAAAUUAAAGAAAGAGUCUUUCUUGUUAUUUUCCAAAUGCUGACUCAUUUUGUAUUCAUGGCAAAUCCCUUGAGAAUCCUAAAUAAUGCCAAUGUUUGGUCAUUUGUCAUAGGUAUUCACUUACUGGCACUGAAUUAAUUAUUUCAGUCUGUGCCUGACAUCAAACCUAAGAUCGGCUCUUUGCAACUUGUCUUUUGGGUCCAAACAGAAUAACCCUAAUCCAGCUUUCACAUGAUGGCCUUUCAAAUACUUGACUACAAUAAUCUCUUCUCUUUCCCUAGUCUUCUUUUCUCUGAACCAAACAUUCCCAGUUCCAUCAGUAAGUCUUUAAAUAACAUACACUCAGUGUCCUUAAUUUUCCUGCGUGCCCCACUCUGAACACUGUCUAGCUUAUUGAUGUCCUUAAGCAUUGAUGCCUGGAACUGGGCAGAGUGCUUCAGAUGAGGUCAGUUAUGGGCAGCUGCAGAGAGAUGAUAACCUCUUUAUUUCUGGAAGCCGUGUUUCUUACCAUAGCCCAAGAUCACUUAAGGCUUUUUUGGCAACCACAUCACACUGAUGAUUCAUAUUGUAUUUGCAGCCCAUGAAAACCCUCAGAUCUCUUUCAGAUAAACUAUCUAAUCACUUAUUUCCCAUCAUAUAUUUGUGAAGUUGAUGUUUUUGGUACCCAAUGAUACAACUUUAUAUUUUUGUGACCAGUGAAAUAUCUCCUAAAGUCCAUCUUAUUAGAUUCAGUCCAUUGUUAGUCUGUCAAUAAAUUGGAUCAUGACUAUCAUCUAGUAUGUUAGCUUUCCCUCCCACUUUUGUGUCUUCUGCAGAUAUGAUGAGCAUACUAUCCAUACCUUUUAAAAUCAGAGAUAAAAAUGUUAAAUAGCAGAUAUAGAAAUACAGAUUAAUAAUUGUUAUUCUUUGAGUCUAAACAUCCAGCCAGUUCAAAAAUCCAUAUAUUGUGUUAUCAUCUAGUCCAUAUCUCUUCAUCUUUUUCACUAGGGUAGCAUCACCCUCAUCUCUCUAUUUAGGACCCAUGUCAGAAACAGAAAUAUGGUGUGGCCUAUUCUUGUAGCCAUAUUAACUUUUUAUAAAAAUGGCUUCUCUUUCUAGAUGUUCACCCAACUAUCUCUUUAAUGAUUGUUCACUAGCUUAGAGUUCACAGACUUUUUUCCUCUUUUCCACAGUUUUUUAAAAAUAUAACAAUGGUUUAGAAAUCACACCUGCCAGUGCUUUCAGUGGAUGAGGAUGUAGUUCUUCUGGGUCAGGUGACUUGAAUAUAUGAGGUCAUCUAGAUGCUUUUUUCCUGUCUUAAUUGUGGAUAUCAACUCCCUCAUCUAUUUUUAUUAAGUUGAGAUAGUUAAGAAUUUUUCAUGGAUUCAUAUUAUUGAUAUUCAAUCCAAAAGGAAAAUUCCACAUUAGAAGGCAAAGUACUAUAGUUAAUUACUGGUCAGUUGAGAAUUCAGACUACUAUGCCUUUUGUAUAUAUCAGUUCACCUAGACAAUAGCCAUUGUGCUUUAUCCAGAAGAGCACCAAAUCUGAGGUCAGAAGCUGGCUCUGGUACUGACUCUCCAACUAAAGGAGGGACUCUCAAGAGUCCCUCAGACUUUCAUUUACAAAAAUUCAUAUUUAUAUGCUGCUUUUUUCUAUAAGUUUAAUGCAAAUAUUGUUAUUAUUGCCAUUUUAUAGAUGGUACUUAGAGGAAGAAAUGGCUUAUCACUCCAGUAUCUUUGCCAAGAAAAUCCCAAAUAGGAUCAUGAAGGGUCAAAUACAACUGAAAGAACUGGACUACAAAAUAGAAAAGACCAAGAUGCACAGAAGUUUAAUAAUUUUCCCAUGAUUAAAUGAAUUAUAAAUGUCAUUGCAUUGAAUCCAAAGCUAGUGACUCUUGAUUCAGUGUUUUUUCUACUAAAAUAACUCAAAUGAAUAGAAACCUGUUUGCUACCACUAGAAAAAGUGUUCUUCCCAGAAGGAAAAAAAACAACAAUAAAGAAGUAGUGAGCCCCAGUAGAAUAUGAAAAAAAAAAAUAGUUGAUUGAGAUCUAGAGUCUGAAAGUUUAAGAGCUAAAAGAGUAGGACAACCAAUGGGAUUGUGAUUUUGAACUUUGAAUAGUUGAGAUAAGUUUUAACAUAUCAAGAUUAUUUUUUCUAUUUUCUUUCCUUUGUAUUCCAAAAGUAGCUAAAUGGAAUAAUUAAAUUGACAAUUCCCUAAAUAAGAGCAGCUACUUAACUGAGUGAUUUUUUCAUUUAAAAUGCCUUAAUGUUUCUUAAUAUUUAGCAAACUUGGUGAAGUGGGCAGAGUUCAUCUGAACAUUAGGGCUAAGCUGUGUUUGACUUAGACCUUGUAGAGAAAGAAGCACUGGAUUGGAGUCAGAAGCCCCGUGUUCAAAUUCUAACUGCUACUUUUUAAACUUUUUAUCUUGGGUAGAUCAUAUUACCUUUUAGGGGCUCAUUUUUCUCAUGUGUAAAUUGAUUCAAGGACCUUGAUAACAUAUCAACAAAAUGAUUUUUUAAAGUAGUUUGGUUAAGGCAAUUUGAUCUGUGGUACAUUUUGCCAAAUAUAAAAUUUAAAGUUUUAGUGGCAAUAUGCAUUAAGAAAAAGUAUUGUUUAUUACUUAUUUCUAAUUUAUAAAUGUUACUAACAUUUCUGUAGCAAAUAAUAGACUAGUUUUAUGAUGACCAUCACAACUGCCUUCUUUAUGUAACCAUUCAACAUUGCUGCUGUUUAUAGGACUAGUAAUACAUUGGAUUUUUCCUUUCUAUGAUGUCAUUAUAGUAUAACAUGCUACACUUCAUAAUAGGUAUAGGGAGUGAACCUUCAAUUUCAUUGGUAUAGGGAACUGAUGAGAAAAUUCCUUCUACCGAUGGAGGCAACACUUUCUUUCCAACUUAUAGUUUAUAAGUUGUAUAGGGCACAGGAGGUUAAAUGACUUAUCCAGGAUAAUGUAGUCAAAAUUAGGAUUUGAAUUCAGGUGUUCCUGGCUCCAAGCCAGUUUUCUAUUUAAUAUACCAUGUAGCUUCACAUAUUUUGUAAUAAUGGUAAAGAAAUAGUUGUAAAGAGGACCAUCAGAAUCCUAGAUUAUAGAGAAAGUUAUCCUAAGAUUUAGAAGUUCACAUUAAUAAAUCCUUAAUGAUAAAAGUUUUUAAUAAUGAUCAACAAUAAAGGUACAAUCUGUUUAUACCUAAUAAGGAGAGUUAGACAAAUUUAAGUCAGUUGAAUUAUACUGGUUACUUAUAGGAUCCUAAUUCAUAGGAUCAUGGUUUGACCCUAACAAAAGUAAACAACUAAAUUCAAAUAUUCCACUUGGGCCUGAAAUUUCCAUUUGUUGCUAAAAUUCUAUAGAUUUCUAAACCUUUGUGCUAAAUGCUUAUUUAAUUUAUUCUAAUAAAAAGUCAGUUUAGUAGGAAGUAUAAAAGAUAAAUGAUCAGGAGACACAGAAUAAUAUAUUUAGAGCUGGAAAGGACCUUAGAGGACAUUUAGUUCAAUUUGUCAUUUUGUAAGGAACGACUAUGAGGCACAGAGAGAUUAAAUUAAUUAGAUUUUAAUUAGAAUUAGAUUAAUCUCCUAGUCCUACUAUUUGGCCAAGACAUUUAGCCUUCACUCUUCUUUUAAAAUGUUUUUCUUUUAAAUCUUUUUAAAAUGUUAAUUAAAACAGGGAAGACUGAACUAGAUAGAUGAUAUUUAUAUCUAUUUAUGAUUCAAAGGCUAUAUUAAUCUAAUUUUAUAUCUUGAUUGCUAUCUUGAAUUUUUUCAUGAAUUAUGAUGUAUUAGGUUACAGUAUUUGAGGUGUCACAUAGUCUUGUGAAGUUAAACACCUAGAUUCCUUACUUCAAAAUUCUAGGCUGAUUUUGUAAUUAGGCCUUUAACUGUUCAUAUUUUACCUUAGUUUAAGAAAAUAGGAAUCUAAAAAAUUGUUGCCUUGUGUUCAUUCUAAUUUAUAAUGAUUAGAAAUUAAAAUUUAAUAAUGCUAGCUGUGUUAAACUAAAACCUUUAAAAUCAAAAUAGAAGCAUGUAAAAGCCUCAAAAUUUAUAAAAAUAUACCAAAGCUGGAUUGAUUUUUCUUUUUAAAGUAAAAAUAUUUUAAAGAGAAGGUCUGCUUUAAAAAAGUACCAUUCUAAGAGCAUGUUAAAUUUAUUCAUUAUAAUUAAUCUUAGAGUGAGUAAAAAAGCCUACAAAUGACUUAAGCCACUAAUAUUUUUUUCUAACAAAAAAGUGGUGACCUAUGCUUUUUGUUUGCUUUUGGUUUUGGCCAGAUCUUUCCUUUUUUAUUGCUUUCAACUCUUUCAAUUAGUGCUGAGUAGGUAUUUUCUUUUUGAUGUAAUCCAGUAUUAUCAGCUCUUUAUUUUUUAACGACAAUUGGCUUCUGAUUGUUCAGAGAGUACUCUCCAUUUCCCUUCAGUAACACUAAGGAUGUCCCUUGGACACACUGCAUUAACAUUAAGCUAUUAUUUAAAAGAGUUUAAUUUUUUUUUAAAUUAAAGGUGGCAGAGUGAGGAACAAAAAGCAAGGGAACUUUAGCUGCUGAUUUUUUAGGUUGUCAGGGCUUACGGUAAAUAUUUAAAACUAUAAAUCCUGAAUUCUGAAUGUUUUUCUAUAUGAAAUUAUGUCAUGUGAACAGAGACUAGCACUGACCUGGGUCCUAUUUUCAUAGACUAAUUGCAAAUCAUUCUUACCUAUUAAAAAAUCCUCUUUUCACCAAUAGUUAUGUAAUGGAGCUCUGGUUACUGAAAGUACUUGAGUAUGAAGUGGCAACAUUUUAUUAAUUCAGAAUAGUCUUCACUUUUAGUUAUAGUACAAACUGUGGAGAUUCUGUCAUAAUUGAUAGUAGAAGAUAUUUUCAAAAUUUAAUUCAUAAAAGGCAUUCCUAUAAGCCACACAGUUCAAAGGAAAGACCUAAUCAAAGCAUCCUGUUGUUGAAUAGUGAAAUUCCUUACACGAAAAUUUCGGUGAACUAAUAUCAGAUUUUUUGCUAAAUCUGCUAAACAAAUAGAAACACAUUUCUGGUUCUUGUUCCUUAUAAACUAUAGUAUAAACUGCAUAAUGUAUAGAGGAAAAAUAUUAGUGACUAAAUUUCUCAAAAGAAAUAUGAGAGAAUAUGAAGGAGAAACAUCUCAUUAUAGGAUGAAUGUAAACAAUACACCUCAAUUAAAUGUGGAAGGAAAAAAUAUUUAUCACAUCAGCAUUGAGUUCCUCCUCAAAGCUAUAUCAUCUUGAAUAGAAUUUUGGUUUUCUGUGAUCUUUUCAUAACCUUGUCUGGCAUGGUAUAGGGCCAGCAGUUAUUAUGUUUUGAAAUGCCCAAUCACAGAUUAGAUUGCUGAUGACUUUUUAUAGGACUUGAUCAGUACUAAGUCAGAAUCAGUGUAUCUUUAUUCUAUAACCUAUAACUUCAAACAUUUGUAAAGAACUUUGUUGAUUUGUUUAGGCCAAUGAAAAUUUGCUUCUGAAAACACUAAGAAUAGAUAUUUUAUAGGUUUACAUUUGUCUUUAUUUUUAAGUUACUUUUAUUUUUAGUAUUUAUAUAGUAGCAUAAUUAGUAAAAAUUAGUAUGUUUCAAGGCCUCAAAAGGGCAUGUUUCAUGCUUCAAAUUACAUUUUUUCUGUUUCCUAUUAGAUUUUUACAUCUUUUUAUAAGGAAAAGUGAUGGAAUUUUUUUUUAACAUUUGAGCACAAUGCACCAGAUUAGAAAUUAUUGAACAGUAUUCAUAAAUUUAGCAGAAUGCACUUUUGCCACCAAAGCUACAUGCAACUGUAAUAUACCUCUGGAUACUUGUGCCAAUGAGCUAUACUUAGCAAACAAAUGCAUACUGGGAUAAAGCAAAAGUAAUUUUUCAGUGUUUUUAAGCUAGCAUUUAUAAUAACGUGUAAAUGACAAAAACUUGUACUUUGUACCCUUGUCUUUAUGUUUAAAAAAUUUUAGCAUAUUAUCAAUUUAUUUGAUUUUUAAAAUAUUGGUAUCUAGUUUUUCAUUUGAAGUAUCUAAUUUAUUUAAUGGUAAUUUGUCUUAAUUUUUAUAUCACUUGCUCUUUUUAUUGUUAAUAAAAGUAUCCCUCAUUUAAUGGAAUACACUAAUAGUUACAGAGAACUUUGCUGUAAAGCAAAUUUGGGUCACUGACUCCAAUUUUUCCAAAAAGCACUUGACUGCCAUGAUAAUAGAUGUGCUAUAUUAGGAGGGGGGGAAAAAACACAAAAAGUUAGAAUUGGAUUCUACAGGUAUCUAUUCCAAACCCCUUAUUUUACAGAUAGUAAAACUGUUAUCCCAAAGAGAAAGUGACUUGUAUAGUCAUUCCCCUUUGAGCAAUGAAUUAACCUUUUAGAGACUGCCAGCAGCUAUGAGUCACAUGCUCCAGAGGCAAAGUCAUCAUUCACUUCAGGAAGCAUUUAUUAAGCAUCAGGUGCUGUGCCAGAGCCUAGAAAAUAUAAACAAUGAGGACAACUGUUCCCCAGUCCCUUCCUGCUCUUAAGAGUUUCUGACUCUGGCACUGCCAUGAAGGAAACUAGAUACAAUAGAUCUACUAGAUGUAUUCAAAUAAAACUUUAAUUUUUUAAACCAUCAAAGUUAUGAGGAAAUCAGGAAACCACAUUUACCAUGCGAAGAUCAUAAUUCUGCUUUUGUGUUUAAGUCACAAAAUAGAAUUACUAACCCAAAGAUGUACAGCGAGUCUGAUACUUUGCCUCCAGUUAUCCCUCUGACAGAUGGAGUAGGUUUGCCUUUACGACCAGCCCUAAAACUUCUGACUUCACAUCUCAGGCGAUCUUGCCCUUAUUUUUUCUACUUUUGACAUCCUGUGACUUCAUUGGCUUCUCACUGCCUACCAAUACCAGUACAGUUGAAGGGCUGGCAAGAUGUCAUCGUGCUAAGAACAACUGACUGGGAGUCAGAGACGUCUGGCCUUAAUGCAUCUGACUACACAACCUCUCCUGGCCUUAGCUCCACCAUUUAGAAAUGAAGGGGGUUGGACUAGACCAUCCCUCAGAGUCCCUGAUAGCUCUAUUCUUUGAUCCCAUGCCUUGUCUGACAGCUCCUUUAACAAUGAUUAGUAGAUUGUGCAUUAUUGUUUAAUUGAAAAAUGGCUGCUCUCCCAGGUUAAAACAGUGCAGAUUGGAAUUAGCAACAUGCUAAAAACAUGGUUGAACUUUAGCGAAUGUUGUUGUUAAAUUGUUAUACUCAUGCACAGGUAGGCCAACUAGCUAUUCCUGGCAGCAAGGAUCAUGUGGAAGUAUAAAAGCUAUGCAUUCAAUAGAGAAUGUUGUCAUUUCAUUCAUUCAUUCUUAAAAGUGCUUUGCUUAAAAACACUACAGAAAUUUGAGCUGAACUCCAGAUAAAUGUUGUUUAAUAUAUGUUAAGUGGGAGAUCUAUGUAUCUCAUGUGUUUAUACUUUGUAUAUGUUAAAAAAUAUGGUUUUUAAAGUACUGUUCCAAACUUUUCCAUAGUGGAAAAAAUUUUUUUGUAUUGUUAAUUUGGCAAUCAUACAGGUAAUUUUUUUAAAAAUGCAGAUCAUUUAAAUGUUUUAUUUUAAAUGUAUUGUAUUAUUUCUAAUAUAAUUUUAGGACAAUAAUAAUAUGAUGUUUCACUAACUAUAAAUGUGGCAAAAUGACCAGUACUCAUAGGGAAACCAGACCAAAAUUGAACUUGUAUUCUUACUGUGACCUUGGAUUUCUAGUCUCAUAGGGAAAAAUGGACUAUGCCUUAAAACAGCAAAGGAGAAUGCCCUGUGGUUUUUUGUAGCCAUAGGUUUCACUAUGGGUAUUCAUCUCAAAUUGGCCAAAAGUCUUUUUCUUCAAGGUCACUAAAAUAGGGCUUUGAAAAAUAUGAGCUACUCAUUUCCUUUGUAUUUGGGGAACUGUCAUUCCAAGUAUUUCCUUUCUAGAGUUUUUAUUUUAUUUCAAAUUGAAAUGCACAAUUAUAACAGAAAUAAGGAAUUGAUGGCACUAAAUACAUUUUAUUUAAAGAAAUAGGGAUUUCAUGGCACUAAAUACAUUUUAUUAAAUUCUACUUUUUAAGCAAUUAGACUUUACAUAGGAAAAUCGGAACAUCAACAUGUAAUUGUUGUCUUAAUGAUCCAGCAGAUAUGAAUUUCUUCCCAGGAUUUACCUUGGCCAGGGGCCUCUCCGCUCAGUGAUAUGUGAGCAUUUAAAUGUACUUUAGAUUAAAAAAAACUUGAGUGGUUUUAUUCAUAAUCUACCAAACUCAUACUCACAAUAUACCUAUUUUGAGAUUCUUUUCCCUCUCCACCUCAGUUACCAAGACUGAAGAGAUUUUUUUACUCAAAGAAUUCAGUGUAUGUUUUCUUAAAAUAACAGAUGUCAUUUGAUCUACAAUCUUAAUUGAAAUAUUCCCACCUAUUUGUAGACUUAAUAAAUUUCAAAUUCUCUUUUUUUCCCAAAUUCAUCCUUUUUUAUGUUAAAUUUCUUUUCUCUCUGAUUUUUAUGAAAUGAUGGGGGUCUCUCAAAGUCUCUAGAGAUACCUUUCUUGGCUAACUUGAUAUGGAAGCAGAGAAAAAGGAAGGCAAUAGAAGAAAUUCAUUCCUGAGCCUGAUAUCAUCCCACUUCGGCUCUCAUACUUUAAUCAUAGACUCAUAGAGAGGCUGUAUGUAAUGCUGAGAUAUGAGACAUAGAAACCAUUUUGCAAAUAAUGUUCACAUUCAGAUCAUGCAGAGCAUAAUGAUGAAACUCUACUGUACACUCACUCCCAUUCAGUGCAAAGGCUUAUUAUAUCAUAGGAAAACUAGUAGACUACAACAUGCACUUAAAACAUAACUCUUCCAAGUCUUUUCCACGUGGACAUGCAUGCUCUUCCUCAGAACUUUGUACAGUAUUUGUUGUGCUAAAUACACAUUUGUGUGUACUUGUUUUAUAUCAUAUAAUUUACAUUGUUACAUCUAACUCGUAAUUCACAAAAAGUGCUACUUAUUGUGCUCUGUAGAGAGUGUUAGAAAUGGUUUUUCACCUUGUUUCAACUCUGCUGUUAGGUGUAGGGUGCAGUGCGUGACUACUUCAGUCCUUGCUCAGGUAUUAAUGUGUAGCGGUUUUUGGUGCUUUCUUUUUAAUCCAUCAUAUUCAGUGUUCUAAAUGUUCAACAAUAAAUUUGAUUAAAAAGAGA